Molecule: messenger RNA, 819 nt
Organism: Populus euphratica (Euphrates poplar)
Lineage: Eukaryota; Viridiplantae; Streptophyta; Magnoliopsida; Malpighiales; Salicaceae
Product: putative UDP-glucose flavonoid 3-O-glucosyltransferase 3
Exons: 2
Coding region: 1-819 (272 amino acids)
Molecular function (GO): UDP-glucosyltransferase activity
Source: RefSeq, a predicted model, not a curated record
AUGGAGUUUGCAAAACGUUUGCUUGAUAGAGAUGACAGUUUCUCCACCACAAUGCUUCUUAUGCCCCCACCAUUUGCACAUAAUGCUGCAACAUAUGCUGAGAAACUUAAUACAUCUCAUCCUGAGUUUCAAUUCCGAGGUCUUCCUUCUGUGACCCCGCUACCCCUAGAAUAUGUUCUAGCUAGUCCUGAACAUUUUGUUUCAAUUUUCAUUGCUGAUCAUAGAGAUCAUGUUAAGGAUGCAAUUUUCAACAAUGUUUUGUCCAACAAGUCACCUGGUUUGGUUCUUGAUUUGUUCUGUCCUCCCUUCGUUGAUGUUGCAAAAGACCUCGGUGUUCCUUCUUAUAUUUUCUUCGCUUCUGGUGCUGCUUUUCUUGGUUCUAUGCUUUACCUUCCUGAUAGAUUUCACAAGGGAGGGACCACCUUCAAACCAACUGAUCCUGACUCUAUCAUCCCUAGUUACAUGAACCCAGUUUCCUCCAAGGUUUUGCCUAAUUUGUUGUUCCAUGGAGGGUACUCGACUUUUGUGUGCCGUAAAGGUCACGGGAGCUUUAGGGAGCCUCAAUUGAAAGAGAGUGCACCUGGGCUCUCGCAAAGUAAACGAAGGUUCUUGCGGACUAUAGAAAGAAUAUAUAUUAGUGAUGUUGUGAAGGCAGACAAAAUAGCAAAAGCUGUGAAAGAUUUGAUUGAAGGUUCCAGUGAGGUAAAAAGCAGGGUCAAAGCAAUGAGUGAAAUUGGAAGGAAAGCUUUGUUGGAAAGUGGAUCUUCAUUUGUGGCAUUUGAAACCUUGGUCAGUGUUUUGUCAGGAAACAAGGCUUGA